This is a messenger RNA of Pseudocercospora fijiensis CIRAD86, 1890 nucleotides long. RefSeq lists its product as uncharacterized. The record is from RefSeq and is a predicted model, not a curated record. Lineage: Eukaryota; Fungi; Ascomycota; Dothideomycetes; Mycosphaerellales; Mycosphaerellaceae. The transcript has 3 exons. Bases 1 to 1890 code for a protein of 629 amino acids. Gene Ontology annotation, molecular function: NADP binding; flavin adenine dinucleotide binding; N,N-dimethylaniline monooxygenase activity.
AUGCCGGCAGCUGUGGAAGUAGUCGGCGCAAAUGUCCCAUCUGGCGAUUUGAACGGGCCUCAAAUCAGCACCGGUGUCGACUAUACGGAAAGAUAUGCUCAAGAACGAGACAAACGCCUUGGAAAAGAGGACCCUUGGAUAGACCCUGGAACUCCAAUCCAGCAAGUCGUCUUAGAUGGAGGCCACCGCAAGUUUGUCAUCGUGGGAGCCGGGUUCGGUGGCAUCUUGUUCGCAGUAAAUCUCAUCAAAGCUGGCUUUCAAGCGGACGACAUAUUGAUUGUCGAUCCGGCUGGAGGGGUUGGGGGCACUUGGUACUGGAAUCGAUACCCAGGACUUAUGUGUGACGUGGAGGCCUACAUCUAUAUGCCACUUCUUGAAGAGAUGGACUACAUGCCGAAGCAUAAAUACGCCAGCGGCGACGAGCUCCGUGAAUAUGCUGAGCGAAUCUGUGGGAAGUAUGACCUAAUCAAAACUGCCAUGUUUCAAUCCUCAGUGAAACGAAUGCAUUGGGAUGCCGGAAGACGAUGUUGGAAGCUUCAACUGGAACAGAAACCAAAAGGUGGCAACCCUUGCACGAUCAAUAUGACUGCCGAUUUCGUGUACCUUGCCAAUGGUCUUCUCGCCAAUGCAAAAGUACCAGAUUUGCCCGGCAUAGAUGAAUUCAGAGGCAGCAUGUUUCACACUGCUCGCUGGAACUACGACAUCACUGGUGGCAGCUCCGCGUUGCCGGACAUGACGAAGCUCCAGGACAAACGCGUUGGCAUCAUUGGCACUGGUGCGACAGCUGUGCAAGCUGUGCCUCAACUUGCUAAAUGGUCGAAGCAGCUGUAUGUAUUCCAAAGGACGCCGUCUUCAGUCACUGUCCGAAAUAACCGGGAGACUGAUCCGGCUGUCUGGAAGUCGGACAUCGCCUCCAGAACGGGCUGGCAAAGAGAUCGAAACAUGAACUUCUUUAAGUUUGUCACAAAUGCAGACCCAAAGCCAGAAGUAGACUUAGUCGACGACGGCUGGACACACUUACCAACCUUCUCGGCAUUAAUAGGGGGGCCAUCCUACAACGUUACGAUGGAGAACGUUGGUGAUCAUGUCGCCAAGAUGCAGGCGUUAGACCUUGAGCAUAUGAAUGGAGUAAGAAGCCGGGCAGCCAAAACAGUCAGAGAUCAGAAUACUGCGAGCUCGCUCCAGCCUUGGUACAAUACAUGGUGCAAGAGACCAUGCUUCCAUGACGAGUAUCUUCCGGCUUUCAACAGGCCCGAUGUGACGUUAGUCGACACCAAUGGUGAAGGUGUCGAUCGCGUCACACCAAAUGGUGUUCUAUAUAGAGGACAUGAGUAUGAGCUGGAUGUUCUGGUCGUGGCUACUGGAUAUGCUUCACCCGGCGCCGGCUCACCACCACAGAAAGCCGGCAUUGAAUGUAUCGGUACUGAAGGCGAGACGCUUGAUCAAAGGUACGAGCGAGGAAUGUCCACACUGCACGGAGUCGCCACGAGAGGCUUUCCAAACAUGUUCUGGCCAGGACCUUUUCAGUCGUCUGCCAGUCCAAACUUCAUGUUUACUCUGGAAUUACUCUCCGAACAUGUUGCUCAUAUAAUCGCCGAGGCCACGAAACGAGUAGGAGGUACGCCCGUAAUUCAACCUUCAUCCGAGGGCGAAGAGGCUUGGACAAUGCAAUGCCUCGCAGGCGCCGCAACAUUCGCGCCGAUGUCAGGUUGCACUCCCAGCUAUUUCAAUAGUGAAGGUGAGACGGAUCAGCUUUCUAAAGAGCAACAAUACCUUGCAGCUCGCAAAAGCCAUUGGGCGAAAGGAAUUGAAGACUAUGUACGAGUUCUUGAAGAAUGGCAAGCAGAUAGCCAGCUUGAAGGCCUCGAGAUUUGUAGCAGUCUCGGUUAG